UAUUAAUGGACGUUAUGUUAAUUCAUCUCUGUCUGUGAUGAAAGCAACGUUUCCAAGCUCAUCAGAGACAAAUUGUCUACAAUAUCAGCGUGGCUGAAAGCGGGCGUUAAUACCCACAAUCAAUGUAGUUGUCACAAUUUGAAUGGUUUUGUGGAAGACGAAGUGACUGUUCUAAAAAUCAACAUGGAAACCGAUGAUGUUAAAACUUUCCAUCAGUGUGUUGUAUGUGAUGAGAUUUUUCAACAAUAUGAUGAUUUAGAACAACACAAUAAAAUACAUGUUAAAGAAGAGAAAACUGAUGAUGCAGAUGAAUACUGUCGUGUUAAAAAAACGAAAACUAAUGAUGCAGAUGAAUAUUGUCAUGUUAAUUUCAAAGAAAAUAAAACUGAUGAUGUAGAUGAAUAUUGUCAUGUUCAUUUUGACGAAAAUAAAAUAGACGAUGAAUAUUGUCAUGUUAAAGAAGAGAAAACUGAUGAUAUUGAAACUGUUCAUGAGUGUAAUUUAUGUGAUGAAGAAUUUAAAUCAGAUACUGAUUUAGAGAAACAUUGUAAAAUACAUGUUGAAGAAGAGUUGAAAGCUGAUAAUGAUAGUGAUGUAGGCUCACAAUCAGCUGACUGUCAGGGUAUUGAUGUAGGCUCACAAUCAGCUGACAGUCAUACUGGAGUAAAAAGUUAUAAAUGUAAUAUUUGUUUCAAAUCAUUUACUCUUAAGUGUAAUCUACAGAGACACAUAAGGGGUCAUACUGGUGAAAAGCCUUUUAUAUGUGAUGUUUGUGAUAAAUCAUUUGCUGACGUGCGUAAUCUACAGAGGCACAAGAUAAUCCAUAAGGGAGAAAAAGCUUAUAAAUGUGAUGUUUGUAGUAAAUCAUUUACAGUAGGUGGAACUCUACAGAAGCACAUGAGAAUUCAUACCGGUGAAAAACCAUAUGAAUGUGAUGUUUGUAGUAAAUCAUUUAGUCUUAGUCAUGGUUUGCAACAGCACAAGAAAAUUCAUACUGGUGAAAAACCUUAUAAAUGUGAUGUUUGUAGUAAAUCAUUUUCACAGAAUCACGCUCUACAGCAACACAUACGAAUUCAUACUGGUGAAAAACCAUAUAAGUGUGAUAUUUGUAGUAAAUCAUUUAGACAGAGCUCUAGUCUACUACAGCAUGUGAGAACUCAUUCUGAAUCAUUGAAAGAGAGAAGUCAACUUCAGAAACCAAUUACAACUAAUACUGUAGAUAAACCUUUUAAAUGUGAUGUUUGUAGUAAAUCAUAUACUGAACGAGGAACUCUACGGAAACACAUGAGAAUUCAUACGGGAGAGAAGCCGUUUCAAUGUGGUGUUUGUAGUCGAUCAUUCACAGAGAGUGGUACUCUACAGAAACACAUGCGAACCCAUACGGGAGAAAGACCUUAUACAUGUGAUGUUUGUAGUAAAUCAUUUGCUGUACGUGGUAGUUUGCAGAACCACUUGAGAAUUCAUACUGGGGAAAAACCAUUUAAAUGUGAUGUUUGUAAUAAAGCAUUCAGUGAAAACGGUAGUCUACAGAAACAUAUCAGAAUUCAUAUGGGACAAACCUUAUAAAUGUGAUGUUUGUAAUAAAUCAUUCAGUGAAAACGGUAGUCUACAGAAACAUAUCAGAAUUCAUAUGGGACAAACCUUAUAAAUGUGAUUUUUUGUUGUAAAUUAUUCACUAUAUACAUCUAUGUCUAAACUCAACUCAUCUAUCACAAGGACCGUUUUUUAGUGUCGAGGAUAAUAUGAAUUAUGACACAACCAGUGAUGGGAUUUUACCUGUAUAUUCCGGACUUGUCCGAAUCUUUUUUCGAAACGCCCAAAAUUGUCCGACCGGGAAUAUGCCCAAUCGGACAUCAAGACAUGGUGAAUAAUAUUCAAAUUCCAAAUUAAUAUAGUGUACUGAGUGAUUAGGUAAUUAAGUGAUCGACUAUUUAUCGUGUUAUGUCGUCUACACACCUACCUUGAUUAACAACUAUUCUGCCUUGAUUGGCUGAAUUAAUCCUUUGUCGGACAAUUCAUCAAAUCAAUCCUGAACAGAUGUCAUUGCUUCUCCUUUGUCGGACGAUAUAUCAAUCCAAUAAGAGUGAUUAUAAACUUAAUCUGAUUAACCCGUGAUUUGUCCAUUGUCUCACGUUUUAAUCUCCUUUGUGUCGGACAAUAACACGUAGAAAUUAGUCAUAUAUGUCACAUAUCCUGAUAGUAUAUAACACCGCAAAUCAACAUACAUU
Patella vulgata (common limpet) is the source of this 2228-nucleotide messenger RNA. Its product is annotated as zinc finger protein 271. The record is from RefSeq and is a predicted model, not a curated record. Gene Ontology annotation, molecular function: DNA-binding transcription factor activity, RNA polymerase II-specific; RNA polymerase II transcription regulatory region sequence-specific DNA binding. Gene Ontology annotation, biological process: regulation of transcription by RNA polymerase II. The coding region runs from base 184 to 1566 and encodes 460 amino acids. The transcript has 2 exons. Gene Ontology annotation, cellular component: nucleus. Lineage: Eukaryota; Metazoa; Mollusca; Gastropoda; Patellidae.